Molecule: messenger RNA, 845 nt
Organism: Triticum aestivum (bread wheat)
Lineage: Eukaryota; Viridiplantae; Streptophyta; Magnoliopsida; Poales; Poaceae
Exons: 3
Coding region: 1-687 (228 amino acids)
Source: RefSeq, a predicted model, not a curated record
AUGGCGACAGGCACCGGUGCCGUGAAGCGUCGCCGCGCAUCAUGCCCGAUCCCUCCUCUCACUCGUGUCGUCCUCCAGCCACGGGACAGUGUCGCCGUCCUACUGCAGGAACUCCUCCGCUGCCCCUUGUCUCGUCCACACGUCGCCCAGCGACCUCCGCCACCAGUCGCGCCUUCUUCUGCGGCGUCGCCUCGCCAUGGCACCGUGCCUCGCCGCCUCGGCCUCACCAACCUCGCCGAGACCCUGCCUUUGUCUCUGGUCGCCACCAGCGAGCAACAUCGCUGGAGCCACGCUCCCAGCGCCACCACGAGCGCCCGCAUCCGUCGUCCUCCGCGUCCAAUAGGAGCCCCAGCAACAAUCGCCAUCGUCCUCGCCCUGUCGACCAGCCGGCUCCGCUUCCUGCAUGGACGCAAGGCCGCCUCCAGACGGCCGGAGACCUCGGACACGCCAAGUACCCCUUCGUUUCGACGAGACCAGCAAGUUCGAAGAACGCCAAGUUCGACGACGCUCUCCGCCCGAACGACUACCGCCGAUUCGUACCUCUCCAUUGUCGUGGGUUUCGUCAAGUUCAACGGUGAACCCCGAAGCCCUCGGAUUCGUCAAGUCCGAAGAUGCAAGUACCACUCUGAACCAUGUACGACGACCGUCGCCGAAGACCAGUGUACCGCGAACGUCAAGUUCGACUAGCGUCGCGUGAACCACUACUUCCACUAUGAACGCGAACGACUACCGUCGCGGAACAACAACUUCCUCUACUUCCCUCAACGAACUCGAACCGUCCCGUUUGCACACUUCGAAGGUAUAAUCUCGAGACGAUGUCCGUGUACGAAUGCUUGUGAUGUUUG